ACUAAUCUCGAGACCAUUAAGCUUGCGCCAUCGCUUAAUUCGGUAUAGCUAAUUGUUCAUACGUCAAAUUUGGCUACAUAACCUGCCUUAUAAUCACAACACCGACAAUACAAUAACGUCUUGGUUAUUUAUGCCAAAUAUAGCCAGCUUGCCAUUAUCUAUUGAGCAUAUUAUGCCGGGUGAUGUGCUCAGCCACGGUUUGAUGGUAAUUCCUGUAAAAAAAUUAACAAAUGUCCAUCUCGUAACGAGGGUACUUCUGAUGAAAGAAUUUGCUGUGGACAAUCCUAUGAAGCCAGCCCUGGAGCGUUGGCUCUCGUUUUAUGCCCUCCUCAAGCUGCAUGUGUCAUCGAUGCUGGAUUUGACCCUGUCAACCCGCCAAGAUUUACAUGAUCAGUGACUAGACAUGUACAUUGUUUAAUGUAUUAUGCUUUCUAUGAUCUGUACUAUGCACCUUGGUCGAUAGAGAAAGAUUUGUUUGAGAAAAUCUAUAGAAUAAUGCACGAUUACGGGGGGAAAAACAUGGUUUAUGCUCAGCGCUAUUUUUAUGGCGGGCAGAAUGAAUUCGUUUUAGCCAGAGAGCCUUCUUAGAUAAUCCUAGAGAAUGAAUAAAACAUACAUUGUACUAGCAAAUAUCUUUGGUCGAUGUAGUUUUGAGAUGUCAUUUUGGGAUUUGUGAGUGUUUUAGACACAAUACAUACUGUCUCCUGUCUGUUGUAGGCGGCCUUUUAGCUACAGCCCAUUUAAUCCCCUCCCAUGAUGCAUUGUGCUCAUCCCAGUCCCUACUGUAUUUCCUGUUUAUUGUUGCUGCUUUGUCUGGUAAUUUUCUUUCGUCCUCAAAUGUAGUAUAUUUACUCACAUUUUCUAAUUACUAAUAAUUUCUGGUGUUUUGCUCAAGCUCAUACAACCGUUUAACGUAGCACCACUCCUACUGAAGCAAUGUCGUUUUUUGUUUAAUUUUCUCCAGUCAACGUAAUGCAAAGCACUUCCUCGGUUGAUUUGCACACAAUUCAACUCCACGUUUCGAUAGUGAAAGUACAAGCGUGGUGGAGUCUUAUUGUUACAUUGACCCUGUAAUUCCAACGAGACCAAAAGUUACACACAUUGACAUUUGGGGUUUGCUCCAAUGGAGGGCUCUGAGACUGACUUUACUUCGUCUGAACCGGAUGCACUUGGGGCAGACUUCAUCACAGUGGAAUUGGAUACCCAACCCAUAGAAUAUGUUGUCAAGUGGGCCGAGGUCGGGUCCAAGUUCACAAUAUCCUGUGUGAAAAAGGAGGCGGACGAGGGGUCUGGCCUAAAUCUGGAGCAUGUGAAGGCAGAGCCAGACGAGCCCUUCUUUGCACAGUAUGAAGAGGAGUUCACUGGCUGUGAGAUAGCAGAACAGAGUGUUGUAGUAAAGACGGACGACUCGGAUGAGGAUGACCACACUGAGCCAGGGAGUAGCCAGCUGGUUCCUGUUGGAGAUGGCUCUGAUUCGGGCUCAGAGAAAUGGGAAUAUAUCUCACCAGGGGGAUACUACAGCUGCAACUACUGUGGGAAAUGCUACAGUCAUUCCUCAAGCCUAUCAAGACACCAACAAUUGCACACAGGAAAGGCACCCCCACCCCCAAACAAGCAAACAGAUACAGGGUCAGGUGAGGGGAACAAAUACAAAUGCACGCAGUGUGCAAUGCGAUUCAAAAGCAGAAGAGCUCUCGGAACUCACCUGAGAACACAUCGGGGCAUGAGAGUUUACCCAUGCAACAUCUGUGGGAAGGAUUUUAACCACAGCUCCAGUUUGUCGCGUCAUAGGCUCAUCCACAAAAAAGGGAAGGGUAUUCCCUCUGGUGUCAUACCCGCUGAAAUCAGUUAUGUCCGCCGCCCACCUGGCAGCAGGAAUAAGAAGAAGCAGGCUGAGAAGAAGAUCCCUGGCGAAAAGAAGAUCCCUGGCGAAAAGAAGUUCCCUAUCAGGAAGAACCUCUCUGGAGAGAAGUUCUACGCGUGUACACAAUGUGAUAUGACCUUCAAGAACUCCAUUGGCCUCUCAAAACACCAGGUCUCUCAUGUCAAGGACCUGCUUAAUAACUAUGCCCAUGGUAAAGACGGUCUUACCAAGUCCUCUGACUUGAAAAUACGCCUCAAGUUGUGCUCGAGGGACAAACCCAACUUCUACACCCUCUGUAAGAAGAACAAGCGAUCAAGAGCUGCCAAGCGCCAGCGCCAAGCAUCGGUCUCUGAGGAAGAGGAAGGACCAUAUGCAUGCGAGCAGUGUGACAAGCGCUUCAGCCAAGUGCAGAGCCUCGCCAGGCACCAGCAAAUGCACAAGGGAGACAACAAGUUCAGCUGCUCUUACUGUAAAAAGACCUUCACCAGGUUGUCCAACCUCCACCACCAUGAGAGAUCUCACUCCACAGGGGGGAAGUACGAAUGCACAACCUGCAGCAAGACAUUUGUGCACUCGUCCAGCUACUCCAGGCACAAGCGGCAGCACGCAGAGGAGGAGGCCCGCCAGCGGAAGGGCAUAGAUGAGAUGGAGCCACUUGAUUCAGACUCUGAGUGAGCGCAGUCGUGGUCUGCUCUUGACUGCCCACACACAGCUGUCAAAACUCUGGGUUUCAGGGGUUGGGAGUUUUGGGGGGAUUUUGUUUGGGACUGGAAUUGGCUUUACUCUGAGUAUAUAAAGUGUGUAAUGACUUAUGUUUGUAUGGUAUCAGCAAAUUGGAUCUUGGGAUGGGGUUAGGAAUUUGGGUUCAUUUUGAGUGAGAUUCCUCACCCCCUUCCCCCUCACACACAUACACAUUUUACCUAAAUUGCACUGACAAUGUUGUCCUCUGCUGCUCAUGCAAAACAUAUUUUGAUUUAUUUUGUUGAAAUUCCCUUUUGGCCAUGGUUAGUUACAGGUUUAGGGUAAAAGUGUUGCUAGAGUCUCGCCAGCUGUGUAGUAUAUCAGCCAUGUCAAGAUAUCACCCUUACCACACACACAUCAGAAAACUGCUAUAAAAUGCUUCUGAUAUCGAGUAUACCCCCUUUUCUGUAUGUAAUCGUAUUUUUUUUUUAAAUCUCUGAUGUGACAAAGGGUCAAAAUGAAAACCUUGCCAUCAAACUAAAUCCGGAUUUGACCUCAGGGGAUUAAUCUGAUGUCUGCACUACGCCACAUACAGUCCCUGAUUCAAUCAAGCUUCUAUGGUUUAGCCUCCGAUUUGUAUCUGUUCAUUCAAGUAAUCUCUGAUGCUGAAAAAACAACAAUCAAAACGAUGAAGAACUUUGAGGAAAAAAACAAAGGAAGCUUGAUUGAAUCCAGGCAUCGCUAAUUAUUACUCCUUCAAUCAGAAAACUGCGUUCUUUUCCCGUCCCCUACUCAACAUCACUUGAUUAACGAUCUUAAUGACACACAGUGGUGAAAUGAAAAGACAAUAUUUAUUUCUACAUGUUUGGGAUAAUUGAUUUGUAUCUUUUUUGUUGUUGAAAACUGCUAGUGUUGAGUGAUCAACCAAGUUCUCAAUUAGUUUUAUUCUACUACACAGUGUUCAGAUGAAUGUUCAGAUUGUUGAUGUAAGGAUUUGUCCAAAUAUUAAGUCCAGUCAGAUCCUUAGAACUUGAAUAUGCUAUAUUUGAUAUUUGUCAACAUAUACUGCAAUUACCACAACGUAUACAACUGUGACUCCAUAUAUAUGUAUGCAUGAUGAAUAUAACAUGAGAAUAGUUUACAAUAUAUGUCGUUUUUACAUCUGCUGUUCCUGUGUGUGUAAAGCAUUGCUUUUGUGAAAGUGAGAAUAAUUGAGAUAUUUAAUAAUAUGUGCAGUGCAUUUUGACAAAAACAUUCAAAUAUUCCUGGGAUUAGGGAUUAAUAUUUUGUUCAAGUAUUUGUUUAUUGAGGUUGUAGGGGAAACUGCACAACUUAUUUAUGAAUUGGGAACAAAGGUGCAAUUGAAAUGGUAGUGAAUGUGAUUCACGUCAAUGGCCAUCGCUGAAAACACCUUUUAGGUGGCAACACCUUCCGCAUUUGCCCCCAAAGUUCCACCUUUUCAGGUGUACCUUUCAAAAUCGAUUACCAUUCACAGAAAUAUUAUCAAGUGCUGUCAACUACUUACUGUGUAUCUCCAUAAUGCUUGUAUACAUGCAUAGCCAGAUGGAUGUUCUUUUCCAGCUAAACUGUUCAAUAAUCUGUUGAAAGUGCUUAACUAGUCACCUGUUCUAUGUUUUGCAUUUGCUUUAAGCACAACCAGGGUACUCUGAACAAUGAUCAACACUUGACUUUGUGAAUACCAUUUACUGUUUGAAUAGUUUUUUUAUUUGUGACUUCUAACCUCUAUUUCUUUGAGUGUUUGAAAAUGACACAUAGGGAAAGUGUAGUGGCAUGUAUCAAGCACAGACCCAGUCUAUUGCACCCACAAUGAUAAUUGAAGAUGGAACAAUUAUGAUAAAGGCUUGGUACUUUCCCUGUAUUUCUGUUAGUAAAUGUUUUUUUGUUUGUUUGUUUUUGAAGAGCUAGAUUCCCCUGUUUCCCUUAAACCUUAGUUGAGUCGGGUUAAAUAGUUUUGCAUUUUUUGUUUGUGGUUCUGGCCUUUUUCUCCAAUGGCAAACGUUCUUCUCUCUUAUUUUUCAGCAAUCUCAGCUUUUUGAAUUCUGAAACUCAUAUUGUUUUCUUUUUCGCUGUCAUUAUUUCAUUUUUUGAUGCAGCGGACCUACAUCCUAUAGAGUGGUGUAUGUUUUUUGUAUUGUGUUUGCCAUUAGAAUACAGUUGACAUGUUUUGUCUUGCGUUUUGGUAAUAAACCUUUCAUGAAAAAAAUGGUC
Salvelinus sp. IW2-2015 is the source of this 4774-nucleotide messenger RNA. Lineage: Eukaryota; Metazoa; Chordata; Actinopteri; Salmoniformes; Salmonidae. The record is from RefSeq and is a predicted model, not a curated record.